UUUCAAUAUCCAACCAACCAUUCAGUACCCGAUUGGGCUCUCCAACCCAAACCCGCCACGGGUUGGGCCACCGGGCAUGCCUCCACCACCCGCUAUGCCGCCGUCAUCCUCCUCCGCCCUAUACAAACAAAAAUCAUGGUCACCGGACGUUCACCGGAACGAGGAGUGGAUGCGGCGGAAGGGGAACCAUCUUCACCGUCGUCGCCGGAAAAGCAAAAGCGUCACCGAUGAAGAUAUCGAUGAGCUUAAAGCUUGUUUCGAGCUCGGGUUCGGGUUUGAUCAUUCUUCGCCCGAACCCGAUGACCGGCUUUCCACUACUUUUCCCGCGCUGGGAUUUUAUUAUGCGGUGAACAAGCAAUAUUAUGAUACUAUGACCAAAUCUUCAUCGGUUUCGUCAUCAUCUUCUUCUUCUUCGGUUUCGUAUCCGUUAGCGGUUUUGGAUUCGGAUUUAUCUUCUCCAUCAAGAAGCCCUCAUACUAUAAUUAAUCGCGGGGAUAAUCCGCAAACGGUGAAAACAAGAUUGAGACAAUGGGCGCAAGUUGUUGCAUGUUCGGUAAGGCUAUCGUCAUCAUCAUCAUGAAAAACAAAAGAAUAUACCAACCAUGGUUAGAUCAGCUAACCCAAGAGAGUAGUUUAAAGAAAGUAUGGACCGACAAAGAGCAAAGCUUUGUUUGAUUUCUAAGAUAUUUUCUUCUUUUAAUGUCAUAAUGAUGUGAAUGUGAACCCCUCAUCUUGCUUUUCAAUAGUUUAAAUAAAUUGUGAUCCUUUAGCAUUGUUUAUAAAAUGUCUUCUUGUGAAAAGAAACUUCUAGGUUUUUCCUUGUA
Helianthus annuus (common sunflower) is the source of this 824-nucleotide messenger RNA. RefSeq lists its product as uncharacterized. The coding region runs from base 77 to 580 and encodes 167 amino acids. The record is from RefSeq and is a predicted model, not a curated record. The transcript is spliced from 2 exons. Lineage: Eukaryota; Viridiplantae; Streptophyta; Magnoliopsida; Asterales; Asteraceae.